This is a messenger RNA of Apus apus (common swift), 3242 nucleotides long. It is a transcript of the gene INSIG1, whose product is annotated as insulin induced gene 1. Gene Ontology annotation, biological process: SREBP-SCAP complex retention in endoplasmic reticulum; SREBP signaling pathway; cellular response to insulin stimulus. The record is from RefSeq and is a predicted model, not a curated record. The transcript has 6 exons. Bases 139 to 966 code for a protein of 275 amino acids. Lineage: Eukaryota; Metazoa; Chordata; Aves; Apodiformes; Apodidae. Gene Ontology annotation, cellular component: SREBP-SCAP-Insig complex; endoplasmic reticulum.
AGGUCGGCGGCGGGUAACGUGACACGCGCAGCUCCGGGUUUAUAAACCUUACACGGCGGGCCGGGAGGGAGGAGGAGGAGGCGGCAGAGCGGCCGAGGCGGCAGCGGGCGCAGCCCCCGGAGGACUCGGGUGAAGCCGAUGCCCAGGCUGGAGCACUGCGGCUGGAGCUGUUCCUGCGCUGCCAGGGGAAGGCACAAAGCCCAGCCGGGGGACGCGGCUGCCGGGCUGGCCGCCAAGGUGGGCGAGAUGCUGAGCUCCUCCGUCUCCAGCCCCUCGCUGUCGUCGGUGGGGCACGGAGCACGGAGCCCCAGCACCUCCCGUGCCGGCAGCAGCACCUCCGGCAGCGGCAGCAGGAGCAGCACCUUGAACUGGAGUCAGCACCUGGUGCAGAGGAGCGUGGUCCUCUUCGUCGUCGGCGUUUUCAUGGCCUUGGUGCUGAACUUGCUGCAGAUCCAGAGGAAUGUCACCCUGUUCCCUGACGAAGUGAUUUCCACUCUCUUCUCCUCUGCCUGGUGGGUGCCCCCGUGCUGCGGGACGGCAGCAGCUGUGGUGGGCCUGCUGUAUCCCUGCAUUGACAGCCACCUGGGGGAACCACACAAGUUCAAGCGAGAGUGGGCCAGCGUCAUGCGAUGCAUCGCGGUGUUUGUUGGCAUUAAUCAUGCAAGUGCUAAACUAGAUUUUGCAAACAACAUCCAGCUGUCCCUGACUCUAGCAGCCUUAUCUCUGGGUCUUUGGUGGACAUUCGAUCGUUCAAGAAGUGGUCUCGGACUUGGAAUUACAAUAGCCUUUGUAGCAACUCUCAUAACCCAGUUUCUUGUAUAUAAUGGUGUUUAUCAGUAUACAUCCCCAGAUUUUCUUUACAUCCGUUCAUGGCUUCCAUGUAUAUUCUUCUCAGGAGGUGUGACUGUAGGAAACAUAGGACGCCAACUGGCUAUGGGUAUUCCAGAGAAACCACACAAUGACUAAAUCUUCAAAGAAGAGAGCACAGUGCCAGUGUGAAAGCAACUUUACAAAGAUGUGUUCCUGUUAUAAAUUGAAGAUUAUUUAGAAAAAAAAUAAUCUCUUUAUGGGCUCACUGCACAAAUUACUUGUGGAAAAAAAAAUAUUAAUCCACUCUUAGAAUAGCCAAGUGAAAUUAACUGCUUAUCUUGAAAUCUCACCCUGAUUUACCACAUAAGCAUUUGCAUAUGGCUGUUCUCUGGAAGAGUUUAACACCAAGUUGCAUACAACUGUUCAGGCUAAGUGGCAGUUUUCCAAGUAUUAGAUUCCAGUGUAAGUUAUUGAAGCAGCUGCCAUACUUUAAAGCCUUGAAACUGAAAUUUAAUUACAUGCUCUUGUAUCAGUGCCCAAAGGAAGUAGAUUGAUGGUGCUUAACAAUGAUGAAGUAUGGUUUAAUAGGAAUAGUAUUUAUCCAAAUCUUUUUUUAAAAAAUAGGGUUAUUUAAAAAUAAGAGUGAUCAAAACAGGUUAAAGGCAUUGCACUAGUGCUUUUAGGAGUCUUAUGAAGGAAUCAUGUCCCUACAUGUAAUGCUGCAUUAAGUUUCUGUCUUUCACAGUGGAGAAGGCUGGAGGGUUGAAAAUUUGGAAGUCACCUAGUUGGGGGUUCUAAAUUACUUCAGUACAAUAGGUGAACACAGAAGACAAUCUUGUUCUAACAUCAACUUUCCUAGGAAAUUCUGACUGGAAGUUUCAUUACUUCUGAAGCUUUCAGUCAGAUUUGCAAGAGCCAAGUUCUGGCCCCAGUCAGUAAGAAAUUUUAAAGUGUGUGAGUAUUCCUGCUUAAUAUCAAGACACAUGCUUCAGGAUCUCACUGAAGGAGGUCUUGGGUGGCUGGUGUCACUGAAAAAUGUGUGUUGCAGGCCAUUGCUUGGCCAUGGAGUAUGUGCCCCAAGCUCCCUAGAUCUGCAGUUUCCUCUUCAAGGUGUCUUUGAUCUUACUUCUGUUUGAGUUGGGGUUUUGACUGAAAGGACUGGCAGCAGAAGCAGGCCUAAAAUGUGAUUUAAACUGUAUGUAAAAAAUACAAACAGCUCUUUUUCUCAGUUUGGUUUCUGAAAGAGAUCACUACUUGUUUUUUUCACAACCCUAUAGAACUUGCAAUCUGUGAUUGCCUUCUUAAAAAAAAAAAGUGCUUAUGUCACUACAUUAAACAUUUGGUGUUUCUUAAUACUUAGUUCUGGUGAGCACAAUGUAUUCAUUUGAUAGCUUAGACCACAGGAGACCUAAAUAGCAAGUAUUAGGUCUUAAAGUUGAAGUGCAAUGUAUAGUAAAUCUGAGCCUCAUGUUCUCUUCAAUCAAACAUUUCUGAUGAGAGAUUAAAGAGAAAAAGGUUCUGAGUUCAUUUCAAUGCUGCAUGGAGUCAAAUGGAGCAAUAAUUUAUUUAACUAGUAAAGCUAGUUUUGUUGUAUCUUUCAUUGAACCCAAAUUUUUAGAACUACUCCAAUUUUGUGGUUAUGGUGUACUUGUAAACUUUUAUGGAUUUGCCUUUUUGUAUUAUGCAAUUAUUAUUUUUUUUUGUGUUAAUUUCCAAUCUCACAUGGCUUCAGAUACAGUUAGAGGCAUCAGCUAAAGACUGACCCAUCAAAAUGAUGUUGAGGGAAGGUAGCAGAGUUCUGGCUGUUUUCACUCUUCUAAGGGAAUGCUGUAAGUGCUGCUUGUGCUUUUUUUGUAGCAGGAAACAUUUAGCACAAAGUCUGUAUUACAGAGCAGACCCCAAUUCUAAUCUUAGUUUGGUGUAAAUUGAGUCAUUUCAUUGGUAUGAGAUCCUUCCUCAAAUGUUUAAAACCUAAAUAAUCACAUUUUAUAGGACUACUUGAAGAAAUUAGGUCCUCAGAUCAGGACUGGAUCAGCUGAGCUCUUGUAAAAUAUGCUACCUGGUGGGGAGACAGUUUUGUAAUCAUCUUGAAACCAAUUUCAAAAAGUUAUAAAACCAGAUGUAAGUUGGAGGUGACAGUGAUCUCUACAGCUGUUUGACUGGUAGACAAGUAUUUUUUUGUAAAGAGUGAAACUAAAUCUCUUACGUGUUAGAAAUAAUGCAGCCAAAAAUGUAAGUCAAAAGUUCAUAUUUUGCCAAUAUUUCUGAGUAUCUUAACCAAAGUGAUUUGUUUGGAAAAGGCAGGGGGGGAAGUAAAGAAAAUUUGCACUAUUCUGAAUUUGAACACUUAAAUUCUCAUUCUUACUGAUAAGUUUUCAGCGGUGUGUUUGGUUUUACACUUUUUUUACUAUUAAAGUUUUAAGAUCAAGUCA